Messenger RNA from Ixodes scapularis (black-legged tick), 1371 nucleotides. RefSeq lists its product as uncharacterized. Lineage: Eukaryota; Metazoa; Arthropoda; Arachnida; Ixodida; Ixodidae. Gene Ontology annotation, molecular function: catalytic activity. The transcript has a single exon. The record is from RefSeq and is a predicted model, not a curated record. The coding region runs from base 1 to 1371 and encodes 456 amino acids.
AUGGUUGAGUUCUUCCUUCCCCGUGGGACCAUCCUCGUGUGUUGCGUUUACUGCCCGCCCUCUUCACGUGAAAAAGCCUACAGACUUCUCGACAGUUCCCUGGAGGCUGCUGCUUCAAAGCCUUACGUGAAUAUCCUUAUCUUCGGCGACUUCAACUGCCACGUAGACUGGUGCUCCCACGAGGUUCCUGUCCCUCGUGACAACACGGACGAUGUGCUCCUCGAGACCACGACUGCUGCGGGCCUGGUCCAGGUGUGUCAGCAGCCGUCGUAUACGUCCCGCGAGGGUGUACCGAGUUUUCUCGACCUCGUCUUCACAUCCGACGCAACACGCAUAGAGCUUGUGGAGACUUCCGAAGGCCUCCACGGCAGCGACCAUCUGGCCGUGGAGCUACGUUAUGCAGUCUCGUUGCCCCGUACUGGGCAUCACGCUCUUAGGUUGUGGAGGUUCCGGCAGCUGGACUUCGGGCACAUGGCUCAGCUGGCCCACCUGACGCCAUGGUGCAUGACCACCACCGGUUCAGACUGGUCAUCGAAUUACGAUCUCUGGUGUGAUUUCAUGUUCGCAAUCCAGAAGGAGUGUGUGCCCUGCUCCACACACUCAUCGAAACGAAAACGCCUGCCAUGGAUCACGCCAGACAUCAUAAAGGCAGCGCGAACCAAGCAGAUAUUGUUUCGGAGGGCACGCCGAUCUCAUUGCCCAGCCGCCCUACGAUUGGCAAAGGAGCACCAGCGGACGCUGAAGGCUGCUAUCUACGUCUCCCACCAGCAGUAUGUUCGCGACAUUGCUGAAAGAGCCAAGACCGAUCCAAAGGUCUUCUGGACCUUCAUUAGCCAACUGCGUUCUACGUCACAGCGACCGAGUUUUACCAUCAGUGGUCGCGCAGCUAACUCCCCACAAGAAAUAGCCAACCUCUUUGCUGACCAUUUUGCUUCUAUUAACAACAACAGUCCGCCUCCGAGUUCCUCGGGAUUCACAGCACCAAAUGUAUGUCAACCGGAACUACCUGCACCACGACCCCUGCCUGUGUAUGCAGAUGACGUUCGACAAGAACUUUCCAGGGUGCUGUUUUCAGAGAAAACAUUGCAGGAGGCACUCGCCAAAAUCAAGAACUCUUGCAGUCCUGGGCCAGAUGGGGUCGCUCCCAUUUGGUUUAAGCUGUUCUGCUCGCAUGUUCUUCCAACCACAUCAAGUUACUUCAGGGUCUACUGGACAGUGGGGUCGUCCCAGAAGCGUGGCAAGAAGCGCUGGUCACUCCACUCCACAAGGGAAAGGGGAAGCCAGUGGACGAGCCAAGGCACUACCGUCCGGUUUCAAUCACCUCAAUUGUUUGCCGGACAUUUGAGAGGGUUGUUAACGCCCAACUUCUAA